Molecule: messenger RNA, 14364 nt
Organism: Haemorhous mexicanus (house finch)
Lineage: Eukaryota; Metazoa; Chordata; Aves; Passeriformes; Fringillidae
Product: mucin-17-like
Exons: 11
Coding region: 1-14364 (4787 amino acids)
Source: RefSeq, a predicted model, not a curated record
AUGACUGACCCUGAGACCACCAGUCCUGAGACCACCGGUGACCCAGGGACCAAAGGUGACCCAUGGGCCACCACCAGCCUUGAGACCAUUUCCACCACCCCUGAGACCACCAUGACUGACCCUGAGACCACCAGUCCUGAGGCCACCAGUGACCAAUGGACCACCACUGGUCCUGAGACCAUUUCCACCACUAUCCCUGAGACCACCAGGACCAAGCCUGAGACCACCAGUGACCCAUGGACCACCACCGGUCCUGAGACCAUUUCCACCAUCCCUGACACCACCAUGACCAGUCCUGAGACCGCUAGUGACCCAUGGACCACCUCCAGACCUGAGGCGCUUUCAAGCACCACUGACACCACCACCAGUCCAGAGACCACCAGUGACCCAUGGGCCACCACUGGUCCUGAGACCACCAGUCCUGAAGCCACCAGUGACCCAUGGACUUCUUCCAGACCUGAGGCGCUUUCAAGCACCACUGACACCACCAGCAGUCCAGAGGCCACCAGUGACCCAUGGACCACCACCGGUCCUGAGACCAUUUCCACCACUAUCCCUGAGACCACCAUGACCAGUCCUGAGACCACCAGUGACCCAUGGACCACCAUCAGUCUGGAGACCAUUUCUACCAUCCAUGACACCAGCACGACCACCCCUGAGACCACCAUCCCUGGGACAACUAGUCCUGAGACCACUAGUCCUGAGACCAACAGUGACCCAUGGACUGCCACCAAUCUGGAGACCACUUCCACCACCCCUUACACCACCAUGACCAGUCCUGAGACCACCGGUGACCCAUGGACUUCCUCCAGACCUGAGGCGCUUUCAAGCACCACUGACACCACCAGCAGUCCAGAGGCCACCGGUGACCCAUGGACCACCACCAGCCUUGAGACCAUUUCUACCACCCCUGACAUCAUCAUGACCACCCUUGAGGCCACCACAGCCAUCCCUGAGACCACCAUGACCCUCCCUGAGACCACCAGUCCUGAGACCACCGGUGACCCAUGGACCUCCACCAGCCUUGAGACCAUUUCUACCCAUGCUGAGACCACCACCACCACCCCUGAGACCACCACUCUGGAGGCCACCAGUGACCCAUGGACCACCACCAGUGACCCAUGGACUUCCACCAGCCUUGAGACCAUUUCUACCAUCCCUGACACCACCACCACCACCCCUGACACCUCCAUGACCAUCCCGGAGAACACCAGUCCAGAGGCCACCAGUGAGCCAUGGACCACUACCAGUGACCCAUGGACGGCCACCAGUCGUGAGACCAUUCCCACCAGACCUGAGACCACCACCACCAUCCUUGGGACCACCAGUCCAGAGGUCACCAAUGACCCAUGGGCCACCAGCAGUCUUGAGACCAUUUCCACCACUCCUGAGACCACCAGGACCAUCUCUGAGACCUCCAUGACCAUCCCUGACACCACCACCACCACCCCUGAGACCUCCAUGACCAUCCCUGAGAACACCAGUCUGGAGGCCACCAGUGACCAAUGGGCCACCACCAGUCUUGAGACCGUUUCUACCCCCCUUGAGACCACCACCACCAUCCCUGAGACCACCACCACCAUCCCUGAGACCACCAGUGACCCAUGGGCUUCCACCACUCUUGAGACCAUCUCUACCAUCCUUGACACCACCUCGGCCACCCCUGACACCUCCAUGACCAUCCCUGAGACCCCCAAUCCUGAGACCACCAGUGACCAAUGGACCACCACCAUCCCUGAGACCACUUUCACCACCUCUGAGACCACCGCGGCCAUCUCUGAGACCACCAGUGACCCAUGGACCUCCACCAGACCUCAGGCCAUUUCAACCACCACUGACUCCACUGCCACCAGUCCAGAGGCCACCAGUGACCAAUGGGCCACCACCAGAGACCCAUGGACCACCCCCAGUCCUGAGACCAUUUCUACAACCCCUGACAUCAUCUCAACCAUCCCUGAGACCACCAGUGACACAUGGACUUCCACCAGUGACACAUGGACCACCACCAGUCCUGAGACAGUUUCUAAGACCCCUGACACCACCACCAUCAACCCUGAGACCACCACUGACCCAUGGAUGGCCAGCAGUGACCCAUGGGCCACCACCAGUGACCCAUGGACCACCACCAGUCUGGAAGCCAUUUCCACCACCCCUGAGACCACCAGGACCAUCCCAGAGACCACCAGGACCAUCCCAGAGACCACCAGUCUGGAGGCCACCGGUGACCCAUGGGCCACCACCAGUCUGGAGACCAUUCCCACCACCCCUGACACCACCAUGAACAUCCCUGAGACCACCAGGACCAACCCUGAGACCACCAGUGACCCAUGGACCACCACCAGUCUGGAGGCCAUUUCCACCACCCCUGAGACCACCAGGACCAUCCCAGAGACCACCAGUCUUGAGACCACCGGUGACCAAUGGAAGGCCACCACUCUUGAGACCAUAUCCACCAUCCCUGAGACCACCAGAGUUGAGACCACCAGUGACCAAUGGACUGCCACCAGUUUUGAGACCAUCUCUACCCCCCCUGAGACCACCACGACCUUCCCUGAGACCACCAGUGACCCAUGGACAGCCAACAGUGACCAGUGGACCUCCACCAGCCUUGAGACCAUUUCUACCCAUGCUGAGACCACCACCACCACCCCUGAGACCACCAGUCUGGAGGCCACCAGUGACCCAUGGACCACCACCAGUGACCCAUGGGCUUCCACCAGCCUUGAGACCAUUUCUACCAUCCCUGACACCACCACCACCACCCCUGACACCUCCAUGACCAUCCCUGAGAACACCAGUCCAGAGGCCACCAGUGACCCAUGGACCACCACCAGUGACCCAUGGACGGCCACCAGCCUUGAGACCAUUUCUACCAUCCCUGACACCACCUCGACCACCCCUGACACCUCCAUGACCAUCCCGGAGAACACCAGUCCAGAGGCCACCGGUGACCCAUGGACCACUACCAGUGACACAUGGAUGGCCACCAGUCUGGAGACCAUUCCCACCACCCCUGAGACCACCAUGAACAUCCCUGAGACCACCAUUGCUGAGGCCACCAGUGACUCAUGGAUGGCCACCAGUCGUGAGACCAUUCCCACCACCCCUGAGACCAUCACCACCAUCCCUGAGACCACCAGGACCAACCCUGAGACCACCAUUGCUGAGACCACCAGUGACACAUGGAUGGCCACCAGUCUGGAGACCAUUUCCACCAACCCUGAGACCACCACCACCAUCCUUGGGACCACCAGUCCAGAGGCCACCAGUGACCCAUGGACUGCCACCAGUCUUGAGACCAUUUCCACCACUCCUGAGACCACCAGGACCAUCCCAGAGACCACCAGGACCAGCCCUGAGACCACCACCACCAUCCCUGACACUUCCAUGACCAUCCCUGAGAACACCAGUCUGGAGGCCACCAGUGACCAAUGGGCCACCACCAGACUUGAGACCGUUUCUACCCCCCUUGAGACCACCACCACCAUCCCUGAGACCACCACCACCAUCCCUGAGACCACCAGAACCAUCCCUGUGACCACCAGUGAGCCAUGGGCGUCCACCAGUCUUGAGACCAUUUCUACCAUCCCUGACACCACCUCGACCACCCCUGACACCUCCAUGACCAUCCCGGAGAACACCAGUCCAGAGGCCACCGGUGACCCAUGGACCACUACCAGUGACCCAUGGAUGGCCACCAGUCUGGAGACCAUUCCCACCAGACCUGAGACCACCACCACCAUCCUUGGGACCACCAGUCCAGAGGUCACCAAUGACCCAUGGGCCACCAGCAGUCUUGAGACCAUUUCCACCACUCCUGAGACCACCAGGACCAUCUCUGAGACCUCCAUGACCAUCCCUGACACCACCACCACCACCCCUGACACCUCCAUGACCAUCCCUGAGAACACCAGUCUGGAGGCCACCAGUGACCAAUGGGCCACCACCAGUCUUGAGACCGUUUCUACCCCCCUUGAGACCACCACCACCAUCCCUGAGACCACCACCACCAUCCCUGAGACCACCAGUGACCCAUGGGCUUCCACCACUCUUGAGACCAUCUCUACCAUCCCUGACACCACCUCGACCACCCCUGACACCUCCAUGACCAUCCCUGAGACCCCCAAUCCUGAGACCACCAGUGACCAAUGGACCACCACCAUCCCUGAGACCACUUUCACCACCUCUGAGACCACCGCGGCCAUCUCUGAGACCACCAGUGACCCAUGGACCUCCACCAGACCUCAGGCCAUUUCAACCACCACUGACUCCACUGCCACAAGUCCUGAGGCCACCAGUGACCCCUGGGCCACCACCAGAGACCCAUGGACCACUCCCAGUCUGGAGACCAUUCCCACCACCCCUGAGACCACCGUGAACAUCCCUGAGACCACCAGGACCAUCCCAGAGACCACCAGGACCAACCCUGAGACCACCAAUGCUGAGACCACCAGUGACCCAUGGGCCACCACCAGCCUUGAGACCAUUUCUACCAUCCCUGACACCACCAUGACCAGUCCUGAGGCCACCGGUGACACGUGGACUUCCACCAGUCUUGAGACAGUUUCUAAGACCCCUGACACCACCACCAUCCCUGUGACCGCCAGUCUUGAGACCACCAGUGACACAUGGACCACCACCAGUCGUGACACCAUUUCCACCAUGCCUGAGAACACCACAACCAUCCCUGAGACCACCAUGACCACCCCUGAGACCACCAGUCCGGAGUCCACAAGCGACCAAUGGUCCACCACCAGUGUUGUGGCUAUUCCCACCACCCCUGGCACCUCCAUGACCAUCCCUGACACCACCACUACCAUCCCUGAGACCACCAGUGACCCAUGGACCACCACCGGUGACCAAUGGACCACCACGAGUCUUGAGACCAUUUCUACCAACCCAGACACCACCACCACCAUCCCUGAGACCUCCACGACCAUCCCUGAGACCACCAGUCUGGAGGCCACCAGUGACCAACUGUCCACCACCAGUGACCUUUGGGCCACCGCCAGUCUUGAGACCAUUUCCACCACCCCUGACACCACCACCACCAUCCCUGAGACCACCAGAACCAACCAUGCGACCACCACUCUGGAGGCCACCAGUGACCCAUGGACCUCAACCAGAGACCCAUGGACCUCCACCAGUCUUGAGACCAUUUCUACCCAUGCUGAGACCACCACGACCAUCGCUGACACCACCAGUCUGGAGGCCACCAGUGACCCAUGGACCACCACCAGUCUUGAGACCAUUUCCACCACCCCUGACACCACCAUGACCAUCACUGAGACCACCAGAACCAACCAUGAGACCACCACUCUGGAGGCCACCAGUGACCAAUGGACAACCAUCCCUGAGACCACCAGUGACCCGUGGACCACCACCAGUCUGGAGACGGUUUCUACCACCCCUGACACCACCACCACCAUCCUUGAGACCACCACAACCACCCCUGAGACCACCAGUCUUGAGACCACCAGUGACCCAUGGACUUCCACCAGUCUUGAGACCAUUUCUACCAUCCCUGAGACUACCAAAACCAACCCUGAGACCACCAGUCCGGAGUCCAUAAGCGACCAAUGGUCCACCACCAGUCUUGUGGCUAUUCCCACCACCCCUGGCACCUCCAUGACCAUCCCUGACACCACCACCACCAUCCCUGAGACCACCAGUGACCCAUGGACCACCACCAGUGACCAAUGGACCACCACGAGUCUUGAGACCAUUUCUACCAACCCAGACACCACCACCACCAUCCCUGAGACCUCCACGACCAUCCCUGAGACCACCAGUCUGGAGGCCACCAGUGACCAACUGUCCACCACCAGUGACCUUUGGGCCACCACCAGUCUUGAGACCAUUUCCACCACCCCUGACACCACCAUGACCAUCACUGAGACCACCAGAACCAACCAUGAGACCACCACUCUGGAGGCCACCAGUGACCAAUGGACAACCAUCCCUGAGACCACCAGUGACCCGUGGACCACCACCAGUCUGGAGACGGUUUCUACCAUCCCUGACAGCACCACCACUAUGCUUGAGACCACCACAACCAUCCAUGAGACCCCCAGUCCAGAGGCCACCAGUGACCCAUGGACCUCCACCAGUGACCCAUGGACCUCCACCAGAGACCCAUGGACCUCCACCAGUCUGGAGACGGUUUCUACCACCCCUGAGACCACCAUGAACAUCCCUGACACCACCACCACUAUCCUUGAGGCCACCACAACCAUCCAUGAGACCACCAGUCCAGAAGCCACCAGUGACCCAUGGACCUCCACCAGUCUUGAGACCAUUUCUACCCAUGCAGAGACCACCAUGACCACCCCUGAGACCACCAGUCCGGAGUCCACAAGCCACCAAUGGUCCACCACCAGUCUUGUGGCUAUUCCCACCACCCCUGGCACCUCCAUGACCAUCCCUGAGACCACCACCACCAUCCCUGAGACCACCAGUGACUCUUGGACCACCACCAGUGACCAAUGGACCACCACGAGUCUUGAGACCAUUUCUACCAACCCAGACACCACCACCACCAUCCCUGAGACCUCCACCACCAUCCCUGACACCACCAGUCUGGAGGCCACCAGUGACCAACUGUCCACCACCAGUGACCUUUGGGCCACUGCCAGUCUUGAGACCAUUUCCACCACCCCUGACACCACCACCACCAUCCCUGAGACCACCAGAACCAACCAUGAGACCACCACUCUGGAGGCCACCAGUGACCAAUGGACAACCAUCCCUGAGACCACCAGUGACCCGUGGACGGCCACCAGUCAUGAGACGGUUUCUACCACCCCUGACACCACCACCAUUAUCCUUGAGACCACCACAACCAUCCAUGAGACCACCAGUCUUGAGACCACCAGUGACCCAUGGACCUCCACCAGUCUUCAGACCAUUUCUACCAUCCCUGAGACCACCACAACCAACCCUGAGACCACCAGUCUUGAGACCACCUGUGACCCAUGGACCUCCACCAGUCUUGAGACCAUUUCCACCAUCCCUGAGACCACCACAACCAUCCCUGAGACCACCAUGACCACCCCUGAGACCACCAGUCCGGAGUCCACAAGCGACCAAUGGUCCACCACCAGUCUUGUGGCUAUUCCCACCACCCCUGGCACCUCCAUGACCAUCCCUGAGACCACCACCACCAUCCCUGAGGCCACCAGUGACCCAUGGACCGCCACCGGUGACCAAUGGACCACCACGAGUCUUGAGACCAUUUCUACCAACCCAGACACCACCACCACCACCCCUGAGACCUCCACGACCAUCCCUGAGACCACCAGUCUGGAGGCCACCAGUGACCAACUGUCCACCACCAGUGACCUUUGGGCCACCGCCAGUCUUGAGACCAUUUCCACCACCCCUGACAUCACCACCACCAUCCCUGAGACCACCAGAACCAACCAUGAGACCACCACUCUGGAGGCCACCAGUGACCCAUGGACCUCAACCAGAGACCCAUGGACCUCCACCAGUCUUGAGAACAUUUCUACCCAUGCUGAGACCACCACGACCAUCCCUGACACCACCAGUCUGGAGGCCACCAGUGACCCAUGGACCACCACCAGUCUUGAGACCAUUUCCAACACUCCAGACACCACCAUGACCAUCACUGAGAUCACCAGAACCAACCAUGAGACCACCACUCUGGAGGCCACCAGUGACCAAUGGACAACCAUCCCUGAGACCACCAGUGACCCGUGGACCACCACCAGUCUGGAGACGGUUUCUACCACCCCUGACACCACCACCACUAUCCUUGAGACUACCACAACCACUCCUGAGACCACUAGUCUUGAGACCACCAGUGACCCAUGGACCUCCACCAGAGACCCAUGGACCUCCACCAGUCUGGAGACCAUUCCCACCACCCCUGAGACCACCAUGAACAUCCCUGACACCACCACCACCAUCCUUGAGACCACCACAACCAUCCAUGAGACCACCAGUCUUGAGACCACCAGUGACCCAUGGACCUCCACCAGUCUUGAGACCAUUUCUACCCAUGCAGAGACCACCAUGACCACCCCUGAGACCACCAGUCCGGAGUCCACAAGCCACCAAUGGUCCACCACCAGUCUUGUGGCUAUUCCCACCACCCCUGGCACCUCCAUGACCAUCCCUGAGACCACCACCACCAUCCCUGAGACCACCAGUGACCCAUGGACCACCACCAGUGACCAAUGGACCACCACGAGUCUUGAGACCAUUUCUACCAACCCAGACACCACCACCACCAUCCCUGAGACCUCCACGACCAUCCCUGAGACCACCAGUCUGGAGGCCACCAGGGACCAACUGUCCACCACCAGUGACCUUUGGGCCACUGCCAGUCUUGAGACCAUUUCCACCACCCCUGACAUCACCAUGACCAUCACUGAGACCACCAGAACCAACCAUGAGACCACCACUCUGGAGGCUACCAGUGACCAAUGGACAACCAUCCCUGAGACCACCAGUGACCCAUGGACCUCCACCAGUCUGGAGACGGUUUCUACCAUCCCUGACACCACCACCACUAUCCUUGAGACCACCACAACCACCCAUGAGACCACCAGUCCAGAAGCCACCAGUGACCCAUGGACCUCCACCAGUCUUGAGACCCUUUCUACCCAUGCAGAGACCACCAUGACCACCCCUGAGACCACCAGUCUGGAGUCCACAAGCCACCAAUGGUCCACCACCAGUCUUGUGGCUAUUCCCACCACCCCUGGCACCUCCAUGACCAUCCCUGAGACCACCACCACCAUCCCUGAGGCCACCAGUGACUCUUGGACCACCACCGGUGACCAAUGGACCACCACGAGUCUUGAGACCAUUUCUACCAACCCAGACACCACCACCACCAUCCCUGAGACCUCCACCACCAUCCCUGACACCACCAGUCUGGAGGCCACCAGUGACCAACUGUCCACCACCAGUGACCUUUGGGCCACCGCCAGUCUUGAGACCAUUUCCACCACCCCUGACAUCACCAUGACCAUCACUGAGACCACCAGAACCAACCAUGAGACCACCACUCUGGAGGCCACCAGUGACCAAUGGAUAACCAUCCCUGAGACCACCAGUGACCCGUGGACGGCCACCAGUCAUGAGACGGUUUCUACCACCCCUGACACCACCACCAUUAUCCUUGAGACCACCACAACCACCCCUGAGACCACCAGUCCAGAAGCCACCAGUGACCCAUGGACCUCCACCAGUCUUGAGACCAUUUCUACCCAUGCAGAGACCACCAUGACCACCCCUGAGACUACCAGUCCGGAGUCCACAAGCGACCAAUGGUCCACCACCAGUCUUGGGGCUAUUCCCACCACCCCUGGCACCUCCAUGACCAUCCCUGACACCACCACCACCAUCCCUGAGACCACCAGUGACCCAUGGACCGCCACCGGUGACCAAUGGACCACCAUGAGUCUUAAGACCAUUUCUACCAACCCAGACACCACCACCACCAUCCCUGAGACCUCCACGACCAUCCCUGAGACCACCAGUCUGGAGGCCACCAGUGACCAACUGUCCACCACCAGUGACCUUUGGGCCACCACCAGUCUUGAGACCAUUUCCACCACCCCUGACACCACCACCACCAUCCCUGAGACCACCAGAACCAACCAUGAGACCACCACUCUGGAGGCCACCAGUGACCAAUGGACAACCAUCCCUGAGACCACCAGUGACCCGUGGACCUCCACCAGUCUGGAGACGGUUUCUACCAUCCCUGACACCACCAUCAUUAUCCUUGAGACCACCACAACCACCCCUGAGACCACCAGUCUUGAGACCACCAGUGACCCAUGGACCUCCACCAGAGACCCAUGGACCUCCACCAGUCUGGAGACCAUUCCCACCACCCCUGAGACCACCAUGAACAUCCCUGACACCACCACCACUAUCCUUGAGACCACCACAACCACCCCUGAGACCACCAGUCCAGAAGCCACCAGUGACCCAUGGACCUCCACCAGUCUUGAGACCAUUUCUACCCAUGCAGAGACCACCAUGACCACCCCUGAGACCACCAGUCCGGAGUCCACAAGCGACCAAUGGUCCACCACCAGUCUUGUGGCUAUUCCCACCACCCCUGGCACCUCCAUGACCAUCCCUGACACCACCACCACCAUCCCUGAGGCCACCAGUGACCCAUGGACCACCACCAGCCUUGAGACCAUUUCUCCAACCCCUGACACCACCUUGACCAUCUCUGGCCCCACCAGAACCAUGCCUGAGACCACCACACCUGAGACCAGCAAUGACAAAUGGACUUCCACUACUCUUGAGACUGUUUCUACUACCCCUGAGACCACCACGACCAUCCCUGAGACCACCAUGACCAUCACUGAGACCACCAUGACCAUCCCUGAGACCACCAGUUCUGAGAUCGCCACCACCUUUCCUGAGGCCACCUCCACCAUACCUGAGACCACCAGUGACCCAUGGACCUCCACCAGUCCUGAGACCAUUUUCACCGCUCUUGACUCCAUCACCACCAUCCCUGAGACCACCAGUCCUGAGAUCAGCACCACCAUCCCUGAGACCACCAUGACCAUCCCUGAGACCACCAUGACCAUCCCUGUCACCACCAUGACCAUCCCUGUGACCACCACUUCUGAGACCACCAUGACCAUCCCUGAGACCACCAUGACCAUCCCUGAGACCACCAGUUCUGAGACCACCAUGACCAACCCUGAGACCACCAUGACCAUCCCUGAGACCACCAUGACCAUCCCUGAGACCACCACGACCAUCCCUGAGACCUCCAGUUCUGAGACCACCACGACCAUCCCUGAGACCACCAUGACCAUCCCUGAGACCACCAUGACCAGUCCUGAGAUCACCAGUUCUGAGACCACCAUGACCAUCCCUAAGACCACCAUGACCAUCCCUGAGAUCACCAUGACCAUCCCUUACACCACCAGUUCUGAGAUCGCCACGACCCUUCCUGAGGCCACCUCCACCAUACCUGAGACCACCAGUGACCCAUGGACCUCCACCAGUCCUGAGACCAUUUUCACCACUCUUGACUCCAUCACCACCAUCCCUGAGACCACCAGUCCUGAGAUCAGCACCACCAUCCCUGAGACCACCAUGACCAUCCCUGAGACCACCAUGACCAUCCCUGUCACCACCAUGACCAUCCCUGUGACCACCACUUCUGAGACCACCAUGACCAUCCCUGAGACCACCACGACCAUCCCUCAGACCAGCACUUCUGAGACCACCAUGACCAUCCCUAAGACCACCAUGACCAUCCCUUACACCACCAGUUCUGAGAUCGCCACCACCUUUCCUGAGGCCACCUCCACCAUACCUGAGACCACCAGUGACCCAUGGACCUCCACCAGUCCUGAGACCAUUUUCACCGCUCUUGACACCAUCACCACCAUCCCUGAGACCACCAUGACCAUCCCUGAGACCACCAUGACCAUCCCUGUCACCACCAUGACCAUCCCUAAGACCACCAUGACCAUCCCUGAGACCACCACGACCAUCCCUGAGACCACCACUUCUGAGACCACCAUGACCAUCCCUAAGACCACCAUGACCACCCCUGAGACCACCAGUUCUGAGACCACCACAACCAUCCCUGAGACCACCAUGACCAUCCCUGAGACCACCACGACCAUCCCUCAGACCACCACUUCUGAGACCACCAUGACCAUCCCUAAGACCACCAUGACCAUCCCUGAGACCACCAGUUCUGAGAUCACCACCACCUUUCCUGAGGCUACCUCCACCAUACCUGAGACCACCAGUGACCCAUGGACCUCCACCAGUCCUGAGACCAUUUUCACCGCUCUUGAGUCCAUCACCACCAUCCCUGAGACCACCAGUCCUGAGAUCAGCACCACCAUCCCUGAGACCACCAUGACCAACCCCGAGACCACCAUGACCAUCACUGAGACCACCAGUUCUGAGACCACCAUGACCAUCCCUGAGACCACCAGUUCUGAGACCACCGCGACCAUCCCUGAUACCACCAUGACCAUCCCUGAGAUCACCAGCUCUGAGACCACCAUGACCAUCCCUGAGACGACCACGACCAUCCCUCAGACCACCACUUCUGAGACCACCACGACCAUCCCUAAGACCACCAUGACCAUCCCUGAGACCACCAUGACCAUCCCUGAGACGACCACCAGCCCUGAGACCACCACCAGCCCUGAGACCACCACCACCACCUCAGAGACAACCACAACUCCUGGCACCACCACAACAUUCCCUGAAACCCCCAGUUCUGAGACCACCACCCACUCUUGGACCACCAUCAUGUCCUUCCCUGAGACCACCAGUUCUGAGACCACCACCACCUUCUCUAGGACCACAACCAGCCCUGAAACCACCCUCCCUGAGACCACCACCUCCUCUGGGACCACCAGCACCUUCCCUGGGACCACCAGUUCUGAGACCACCACCACCUUCUCUAGGACCACAACCAGCCCUGAAACCACCCUCCCUGAGACCACCACCUCCUCUGGGACCACCACCACCACCAUGUCCUUCCCUGAGACCACCACCACCUUCUCUGGGACCUCUGGCACCACCACAACCAGCCCUGAAACCACCCUCCCUGAGACCACCACCCCCUCUGGGACCACCAGUACCUUCCCUGGGACCACCAGUUCUGAGACCACCACCACCUUAUCUAGGACCACAACCAGCCCUGAAACCACCCUCCCUGAGACCACCACCCACUCUUGGACCACCACCACCAUGUCCUUCCCUGAGACCACCACCACCUUCUCUGGGACCUCUGGCACCACCACAACCAGCCCUGAAACCACCCUCCCUGAGACCACCACCUCCUCUUGGACCACCACCAGCACCUUCCAUGGGACCACCAGUUCUGAGAUCACCACCACCUUCCCUGGAACCAUUUCUACCACCCCUGACACCAUCACAAUCCCUGAUACCACCACCACCUUCUCUGAGACCACCACCACCUUCCCUGGGGCCACCAGUACCACCUCUGAGACCUACACCACCACCACUCCUGGGACCACCACCACCACCCGUAUGACCACCACCUCCAACCAUACAACCACCACCCCCACCACACCUAGGACCACCCAUGGAACCACCACCAGCAGCAGCACCAUCACCAUGACCACAUCUCCCCACUCCACCACCCCUCCAGGGAUCUGCAGCAAUGGUGGCACCUGGGACAACGGCCACUGCCGGUGUCCCCUCGGCUUCACCGGGGACAGGUGUGAUGACAUCAGCCACACCAUCGAGACCAAGGCUGAGACCAACGGGACGGUGCACGUGGAGCUGCACGUCACCAACCGGGACUUCACCGAGGACCUCAACAACAGCAGCUCCUCCGCCUACUUGGAGUUCGUCCAGCACUUCACCAGGCAGAUGGACGCGGUCUACGCCGGCAUCGAGGGUUACAAGGGCAUCAAGGUGAACAGUCUCAGGCCUGGCAGCGUGGUGGUGGAUCACAUCAUCAUCGUGUCCCUGCUGGUGACCUCCCAGAGCCAGGAGAAACUCCAGAACAUCACGGCCAAACUUCAGGAGAAGAUCGAGGUGGCGGCAAGACAAUUCAACUGCACCAGCGGUGACCUGUGCUUCAACUCCUCCGAGGUGGUGGUCACCAGCACCACGCUGGAAUUCGAUGAAGAUGCCUACUGCAGGAGCCAAGCGCCUGAGGGCUACCGGGAAUUCUUCUUUCCCAACCUGACGAGCUCCGGGUUGUCCUGCACGUCCAACUGCACGCCGGGCACCGCCAGCACCAUCGACUGCAGCCGUGGGAAGUGCCACAUCACCCGUGGAGGUCCUCAGUGCUUCUGCGACGAGACCCACCUGUACUGGUACCAAGAUGACCGCUGCGCAUCACGGGUCAGCAAACUGGCCAUGGGUCUGGGCUUGGCCGUGGCCAUCCUGGUCGUGGUGGUCAUCGUCCUCUCCAUCUUCCUCUUCCGAGCUCGGAGAUCUGGGUCCUUUGACAGGGCUGAGCAGAAGAUGAUGGAGAAUUGGUACCAGAACAUCAGCGAGGAGUGGAGCCCCCAAGGAAGCUUCACCUUCCGGAGCCAAGGUGGCCAGCUCAAGGAUGACCAUCUAGUCAACCUUGAGGCCGUGGACACCUCGGUGCCGAACCUCACCAUCAUCAUCAUCAAUGUCAUCAAUGUCAUCAAUGUCAUUAAUGUCAUCAACGUCAACAUCAUCAUCCUCAUGACCAUGAUCAACAUCAAAGUCUUCUUCAUCAUCAUCACCAUCAUUAUCACGACCAACAUGAUCGCCAUCACCGCCAUCGCCAUCAUCACCAUCACCAUCAUCAUCAUCAACACGAUUGCCACCAACAUCACCGUCACCAUCACCCCCAUCACCAACCCCAUGGAAUGA